AUGACCUUCAAGUUCCCCGCCAGCAGCGAUGAAAUUUCUACACACCUUCUACUCACUAUGGCACCACAACUAGAGGCAUCCAUCAAAGCUUUAUCCCGUAUGCUCUGCUGGUCCGGAUCAUUUUACCCUCAACCCCUCACGAACUGGGAGCGCAAGUCCACGCUCGGCCUCUCUAUUGAUCUAUGCGCCAUCAACCCAAUCGGCUUUAUUAGCUACGCAAUUUAUACGUCCGCCUUUCUCUACUCACCCGUCAUCAGAGCACAAUAUGCGGCCCGGCAUCCCGUCGCCGCUGAGCCGACUGUCCGGUUCAAUGAUUUCGCAUUUGCAGCCCACGCGGUGGUUCUGAGCACCAUCCUUUACACCCACUUCUGGCCUUCCAUUUGGGGGUUCUAUGUGGGACGUUUCCAAAGAAUCAGCAGGUCAAUGGCGCUCAUAUGGUGGGGAUGUGCCCUGACUCCCGUUGUGGUUAUGGGCGUAGUGAUGACACAAAGCCCCGAUCGAGGGUACGACGCUUCGUCAUGGGCUUGGAUUGAUGUGGUCAGUACAAAGCCUGCUCCAGCAAAAUACUCGGGCUUGGAAAACAGGGAAAGACAGAGGAAGUCCCAUUAA
Messenger RNA from Penicillium olsonii, 609 nucleotides. Lineage: Eukaryota; Fungi; Ascomycota; Eurotiomycetes; Eurotiales; Aspergillaceae. The record is from the annotation of a GenBank genome assembly.